This is a messenger RNA of Acanthoscelides obtectus, 1030 nucleotides long. Lineage: Eukaryota; Metazoa; Arthropoda; Insecta; Coleoptera; Chrysomelidae. The record is from the annotation of a GenBank genome assembly.
GACAGGUAGAUGUCACGUGUCGUUCUGACAGGUGACAUAUAACCAUAUUUUUUCACAUUUCAAACAUUCAAUAACAUCAAAACAAUAGAAUACUCAAAAUGUCCAAAAAAGGAGUAAGUGCUGAAGAGAAGAAAACGCGAAUGUUGCAGCUAUUCUAUGAAAGAGGAGAAUGUUUUCAGCUGAAGGAAUUGGAGAAAAUAGCUCCAAAAGAAAAAGGAAUUGUAGCAAAUUCAGUUAAAGAUACUAUUCAAAAACUUGUAGAGGAUGGCCUUGUAGACACAGACAAAAUUGGAGGGGCAAUAUAUUUUUGGGCAUUCCCAAGCAAAGCAAUACAUUCAAGAAAAAGGGUUUUAGAAGAUCUUCAAUGUAAGCUUGAGGCUUCAAAUAAAAAAUUAAAACUAAUAGAGAAUACAUUACAUGAAUCAAAAUCUGAGGAUGUUGAUGAACAAAAAAGGACUGCCUUAUUAGAAGAAGUAAAUGAUAAAGAGGUUGAAUUGAAUGUGUUACAAAAUAAAUUGAAAGCUUGUAAAGAAAAUGACCCUGUGAAGAUUCAAACUUUUGAAAGAAAAUGCGAGGUAUGUCAAACACUAUAGUUUUGUAUGACAAAUGUCACAUGAUCAAUAUUUACUGUGAUGCGUGAUCAUGCAAUUAGAAAGUGGAUCUCCAUGUAACCUUAUAAAUCAGCAAUAACUGUAGGCAUAAUGCUAAAACAGGUUAUCCUUGGUUGCAGUAUGUAUUCAUGCUUUUAUUAUCACAGAUGAGGAUCAUAAUAAAAUUUGUAUCCAUUUCACAAAUAUAGAUGAUUUAUGAAAGGAAUUGAAAAAUGCUACUAAUCGUUGGACGGACAACAUAUUUUCUAUGAAAUCUUGGUGCCAAAGAAAAUUUAUGAUAGAAGGCAAGGUUUUGAAUAAACAGUUCGGAAUUCCUGAGGAUCUGGAUUACAUAGAAUAAAGUGUCGUCGUAUAAAGUUAUUUUGAUACUAUUAUGAAUUAGUAUAAGUGUAAUAUACAAUCUUACCAUUUGACUAACA